AUUGCUACAGGCUCCUGAUCAGAAUAUGGAAUUUCUCAGCAACAAGGUGAAGAAGACUUGCUGUGUGCUGAUAUUGGCUCUUCUUUUCUCACUUGCCAUGAUGUCAGACAGUGCACCAGACUGCUGUAGGCAGAAGACCUGCUCCUGUCGAUUGUAUGACCUUCUUCGUGGGUCAGGCAACCAUGCAGCUGGGAUUCUUACCCUGGGAAAAAGGAAGAGCAGCAACCAGAUGAUGCAGACACGGCUUCAAAGAUUGCUCCAAGGCUCAGGGAACCAAGCUGCAGGCAUCCUUACCAUGGGAAAAAGAGCUCAAUUAACCCUGGAGAGACAUUGUAACACUGACCAGUUAGUGAAUGGCUUGUCCUCCAGCACGCAGCCUCCCCUAUCUUUGUGUCCUACAUUAAUGGAGCCUGCUAAUAUCAGCAAGGGCUCUGCUUGCCAACAAGAUCCUAACGUGUAACGACACCUGAAUUUUUAUGUGACCUUUAUGGAGGGAGGG
Messenger RNA from Nanorana parkeri, 499 nucleotides. RefSeq names its product hypocretin neuropeptide precursor (gene HCRT). The transcript is spliced from 2 exons. The coding region runs from base 26 to 460 and encodes 144 amino acids. Lineage: Eukaryota; Metazoa; Chordata; Amphibia; Anura; Dicroglossidae. Gene Ontology annotation, biological process: feeding behavior; neuropeptide signaling pathway. The record is from RefSeq and is a predicted model, not a curated record.